Messenger RNA from Abrus precatorius (Indian licorice), 1071 nucleotides. Its product is annotated as mitogen-activated protein kinase kinase 10. Gene Ontology annotation, molecular function: ATP binding; protein serine/threonine kinase activity. The record is from RefSeq and is a predicted model, not a curated record. Gene Ontology annotation, biological process: protein phosphorylation. Gene Ontology annotation, cellular component: cytoplasm. The transcript has a single exon. Lineage: Eukaryota; Viridiplantae; Streptophyta; Magnoliopsida; Fabales; Fabaceae. The coding region runs from base 1 to 1071 and encodes 356 amino acids.
AUGACAUUGGUUAUCAGAGAGAGGAGGCACAAGCAAGCUUUAAGGCUUUCCUUACCAAAACCUACAAUUCCAUCGUCAUCAUCAUCAUCAUCAUCAUCUGAUAUCACACACAAAGCCCACAUGCCAGCAUUGUUGCCAUCUCCAUCUUCCCAUGUAGACACUUCUCCAGGCAUCAUCAAGAACCUUUUAGACCUUGAGAAGCUAGUGGUACUUGGCCAUGGCAACGGUGGCACAGUCUAUAAAGUUUAUCACAAGAAGAACAAGUCCUUUUACGCGUUGAAAGUUCUACACUUUAAUCAGAAUGCCAUUGGCAUACGUCAACCCGCUACACUAGAGGCUGAGAUUCUCAAACGUGUAGAUUCCCCAUAUAUAGUAAGGUGCCAUGCAGUUUUUGACAAUGGUACAUGCGGUGAAACUGAUAAUGGAGGUGGCCUUAGCUUUGUUAUGGAAUACAUGAAAGGAGGGUCCUUGCAUGAUGUGUUGAGGGAACACCGUAGGUUGCCAGAAGACGUGAUAUCUGUGUUGGCUAAACGUGUGUUGGAAGGACUCAACUAUUUGCAUGGCAUGCAUAUUGUGCAUAGAGAUAUUAAACCCUCAAACUUGCUUGUGAAUGACAAGGGGGAGGUGAAGAUUGCAGAUUUUGGAGUGAGUCACGUGGUGGAAGGAAGGUUUGACAGAAAUGACUCAAAUGCGGGCACGUGUGCCUACAUGAGCCCUGAAAGGGUUGAUCCAGAGAGAUGGGGUGGUGAAAAUGCUGAUGAGUUUGCAGGUGAUGUGUGGUCAAUGGGAGUGGUGAUGUUGGAAUGUCUUUUGGGUUAUUUUCCUUUGAUCGGUCCUGGGCAAAGACCAGAUUGGGCAACUUUGAUGUGUGCAAUUUGCUUUGGUGAAAAGCUGGACAUGCCAAAGAAAGCAUCACUCGAGUUCCAAAAUUUUGUAGAGAGGUGUCUUGAGAAGGAUUGGAGAAAGAGAGCAACAGUGUUAGAGCUUCUUCACCACCCUUUUGUGAGAAGAAACUGUUGCUGUUCCAGUAAAGGGCUUGGCGAUUAUGUUCUUUGGCGUGAAGUUCAUUAG